AUGGCUCUUGAAAGGAUAAAGGAGUUUGAGGCCCAAGUGGUGUUCUCAUACAUCCUCACUGUGGAAGGAAAAGACUCAGGGGGGUCUUUGCCUUUAGUACCUCCAGAGAAGAGCACGCCACAGAGUGCACCCCAGAAGCCCACCUGGCAAUUCCUGCAGUUGGUCUCAGCACUGUUGCUAUUACUGUGUGUCUCUCUCCUUAUUGCCCUCAUUGUCACUCUACUCAAGGCAAAUGGAGGCUGUGAAGAGCACAAGGCCCUGCCCCAGAGCUCUGCAGAGUGGCGUUGUGUCCUGGGGAGAGCUGAGGUUAAAGGGCAAGUCUGGACAUGCUGUCCCAUGGGCUGGAAGCACUUCCAGUCCAGCUGCUACUACUUCUCUAGAGACAUCAUGAACUGGGGUGACAGUGAGACAAACUGCACAGGGAUGGGCUCCCACUUGGUGGUGAUCAACACAGGAAAUGAGCAGGAUUUCAUUUUCAAUUGGACAAAGACAACUUUUACGUUUAUCUCAGACGGGAGUUACUAUAUCGGUCUGACAGAUCAAGCAGAGGAAGGCCAGUGGCUCUGGGCGGAUCAGACUCCAUGUAAUGAGACUGCAGCAUUCUGGAGACAAAAUGAACCUAGUAAUGGCAACAUGGAGAACUGUGCUGUCAUGCAUACAGAGACAAAGGCAAAUAGGAAGAAUUGGAAUGAUAUUCCGUGUUCCACUAAAGUAUAUAGAAUUUGUGAAACUGCUGCAACAAGUUUUUGA
Gopherus flavomarginatus (Mexican gopher tortoise) is the source of this 750-nucleotide messenger RNA. Its product is annotated as C-type lectin domain family 4 member D-like. NCBI's taxonomy places the organism in Eukaryota, Metazoa, Chordata, Testudines, Testudinidae. Bases 1 to 750 code for a protein of 249 amino acids. The record is from RefSeq and is a predicted model, not a curated record. The transcript has 7 exons.